CUGUUCCUGUCGCCAAUCGCGGCUCCCGUUUGCGCGCUCACAGCGGCGCGGCGGUCCCAACACGGGCCUCAGACUCCGGCUUUGGGUGAAAGAAAAUGGCCCGAACCAAGCAGACUGCUAGGAAGUCGACCGGGACCGUGGCUCUGCGAGAGAUCCGUCGCUACCAGAAGUCGACUGAGCUGCUCAUCCGGAAGCUGCCUUUCCAGAGGUUGGUGAGGGAGAUCUCCCAGGACUUCAAGACCGACCUGAGGUUUCAGAGUGCAGCCAUCGGUGCCCUUCAGGAGGCCAGUGAAGUGUACCUGGUGGGGUUGUUUGAAGAUACCAAUCUGUGUGCCAUCCACGCCAAGAGAGUCACCAUCAUGCCCAAAGACAUCCAGUUGGCUCGCCGGAUACAGGGGGAGAGAGCUUAAGUCGAGGCGCUUUUUAUGGCAUUUUGUAGUAAAUUCUGUAAAAUACUUUGGUUUAAUUUGUGACUUUUUUUGUAAGAAAUUGUUUAUAAUAUGUUGCAGUUGUACUUAAGUCAUUCCAUCUUUCACUCAGGAUGAACGGGGAGAGUGACUGUUCACAGACCUCAGUGCUGUGGGCACUGCGGCUCAGGAGUGACAAGUUGCAGAUGUGCAGAAGGGAUGGGUGAUAGUACUUGCUUCUCAUGAUGCAUGUUUCUGUAUGUUAAUGACUUGUUGGGUAGCUAUUAAGGUACUAGAAUUGAUAAAUGUACAGGGUCCUUUUGCAAUAAAACUGAUUAUGACUU
This is a messenger RNA of Microtus ochrogaster (prairie vole), 751 nucleotides long. RefSeq names its product histone H3.3A-like. Lineage: Eukaryota; Metazoa; Chordata; Mammalia; Rodentia; Cricetidae. The record is from RefSeq and is a predicted model, not a curated record. Gene Ontology annotation, molecular function: DNA binding; structural constituent of chromatin; protein heterodimerization activity. Gene Ontology annotation, cellular component: nucleosome.